AUUAUAAAAUAAUUACAGUUGCUUAUAAAAGUGAAACGAUUUCAAAAUUCAACAAUAAUCAACAAUAAUAUUGAUGAUAGUGCCCUUAUUUUUAAAAUUACUUGGGUUAUAGGGAUAUUGCACAUUAAUUUGAAAAAAGAAAAUCUAUUAAAUAAUUAAUUGUUCUUUUGUUUCACAAUGCUGCAUCUGCACUUUCUGUAAGAUAAUUUUGUGAGUAUUUGUGUUUAUUCAUUUAAAUGGAACAGGAGCAUUUCUAUGAUGGGGAAAAGGGCACUGGAUAUUUAGCAUGGCGCCUCAAAACCAUUUCCAGGACUUCAGGAAAACGGCCAGUCAAGGAAGCCUCAGUGCAUCAAGCACAAGGACCAAAGCGCCGAAGAUCAGCAAACACACUGCCUCAGCAGCUUGAUGGAGAUGCCUGCAGGGAGGCCAUUUCAUUUCUUGUUCACUCUCCUGAUGAAGCAAGUGUAUUUCAGAAGAUGAAGAUGACAUUUCAACACCGUCAGGACCUAGUGCAUGACCCACAAAGAAGCACAGAUGUCUUCAAAACAUUUCCACGUUUUUUAGAUGUCAAAGGACUGGUGAAUCAAGACUUCCUGCUGCUGUUUGGUGCUGAAACAGCCUCCAAGAUGCUUGAGAAGUGGGACACCUCAUUCAAGCCCAAGGUCAUCAAAGAGGCCAAAAAACUGACUCAGACAACUGAGCUGUGCCGACUUCUAAAAUCUGCUGAGAAACUCGCAGAGAACUAUGAAACGGACUGGGACAGUGACAUCGCUUCUUUGCUGCUUCUUCUCUAUCUCUUGCCACCCACAGCUGGACGGAAGAGGACCAAAAUAAGUCCAAGUGAUGCAGUGGACAAAAUGGUGCACUUUCAUAAGUCAUGCUGCAGCAUCACUGAAUAUGUGCAGGAAAGAGAGGGUAAACAACCAUACAUCCUUGCAGUUGGCCGAACCCAGAAGACGAUUGAUACCUUCUACAUCGCCGUUGACAAACAGCUCAUCCUCUGCCAAGCCACCAACUCAUUGGGUGCUUUUGAUGAACUGUUUAAAUCCCACUAUGUGUUCAACAUGUCUUAUGAUGAGUCCCUGGUCCAUUUCUACACUUUUCUGCAGACAACUGUCUACAACAUUGAUGUUACCACAACAGAUGAGUCUCCAAGAGUUCGUGAGUUGCGGGCAAAACUUUUGAAUGACAUAUGAAUAUGUUCAAAUGUUUCAUUUGUCAAGCAGUGCAUGCUACCAGCCAGGGCCUAAUAACUCAUUUGCGAA
This is a messenger RNA of Tachysurus vachellii, 1265 nucleotides long. RefSeq lists its product as uncharacterized. The record is from RefSeq and is a predicted model, not a curated record. The coding region runs from base 237 to 1196 and encodes 319 amino acids. The transcript is spliced from 4 exons. NCBI's taxonomy places the organism in Eukaryota, Metazoa, Chordata, Actinopteri, Siluriformes, Bagridae.